AUGAUCUUUAACUCCUCUACUGAAGAUGGAAUUAAAAGGAUCCAAGAUGACUGCCCCAAUGCUGGCAGGCACAAUUACAUAUUUGUCAUGAUCCCUGCUCUCUACAGCAUGAUCUUUGUAAUGGGAAUAUUUGGAAACAGCUUGGUGGUAAUUGUCAUUUACUUUUACAUGAAGCUCAAUACUGUGGCCAGUGUUUUUCUUCUGAAUCUUGCUCUGGCUGAUUUAUGCUUUUUGUUGACUCUGCCACUCUGGGCAGUCUAUACUGCUAUGGAAUACCGCUGGCCCUUUGGCAAUUACCUAUGCAAAAUUGCUUCAGCCAGCGUCAGUUUCAACCUCUAUGCCAGUGUGUUCUUGCUCACCUGUCUCAGCAUUGAUCGCUACCUGGCUAUUGUCCACCCAAUGAAGUCUCGCCUCCGCCGCACGAUGCUUGUAGCCAAAGCCACUUGCAUCAUCAUCUGGCUGCUGGCUGGCUUGGCCAGUUUGCCAGCUGUCAUACACCGAAAUGUGUUUUUCAUCGAGAACACCAAUAUCACAGUUUGUGCUUUCCAUUAUGAAUCUCAGAACUCAACACUCCCCGUUGGAAUGGGCCUAACAAAGAACAUCCUGGGCUUCAUGUUCCCUUUUCUUAUCAUUCUCACCAGCUAUACUCUUAUUUGGAAAGCCCUAAAGAAGGCUUAUAAAAUUCAAAAGAACAAGACAAGAAAUGAUGACAUCUUCAGGAUCAUUAUGGCGAUUGUGCUUUUCUUUUUCUUUUCAUGGUGUCCCCACCAAAUAUUUACUUUUCUGGAUGUGCUCAUUCAACUGGGCAUCAUCCAUGAUUGUAAAAUUGCUGACAUUGUGGACACUGCCAUGCCCAUCACCAUCUGCAUAGCUUAUUUUAACAAUUGCCUGAAUCCUUUGUUUUAUGGCUUUCUGGGGAAAAAAUUUAAAAAAUAUUUCCUCCAGCUUCUGAAAUUCAUUCCCCCAAAGGCCGAGUCCCAUGUAGGCUUGUCAGCAAAAAUGAGCAGUAUUUCCUACCACCCUUCAGAUAACAUGAGCUCAUUCGCCAAGAACCCUGCAUCUUGUGUUGAGGUGGAGUGA
Messenger RNA from Acomys russatus (golden spiny mouse), 1080 nucleotides. RefSeq names its product angiotensin II receptor type 1 (gene Agtr1). Gene Ontology annotation, biological process: G protein-coupled receptor signaling pathway; regulation of vasoconstriction; immune response. Gene Ontology annotation, molecular function: angiotensin type II receptor activity. The record is from RefSeq and is a predicted model, not a curated record. Gene Ontology annotation, cellular component: membrane. Bases 1 to 1080 code for a protein of 359 amino acids. The transcript has a single exon. NCBI's taxonomy places the organism in Eukaryota, Metazoa, Chordata, Mammalia, Rodentia, Muridae.